CAAACUCAAAAACCCUUUUUUUUCCUUGUUUUCACUGUCAUUAGGAUUGCAUUUUUGACUUAUCAAGAGAUGUAAAGAUUAAACUUUACUAUCAAAAUGAGCAAAAUACAGAAAACCCAGUUUCUGUUAUCAUCAUCUGCAUUCAUUUCAAUCUUCCUUUUGUUCCUUUGAAGCGAAUUUUAGUGUCUAAUUAGUAAUUGAAUUCAAUGUGGAAUGAGAUAUGGAUAUAGAAUUAUAUUAUUUCUCAUGGUUUCAAGUUGUGGGUUUUGCUAGAUAUAUAAUCUUGUUUCUAAAUUCCCAUUUGGUGAAAUUUAAUUCGUUGCAAUAUGAAAACAUAUUAAUCUGUCAGGUAGGAAACUUUAACAUGAAAAAAACAUAAAUUUUCAAUUUUUAAGGAAGAAGUAGUUUGAGUUGUAACUUGUAAUUCCUCCACCUUGAUUAACUAGAUGUGAAAUUUGAGUUUAGUGUGAAUUUGAACUUUGAAGUUAACGUUUUGGUUAUUUUUAUGAGAAUCGGCCCUGCUGUUAAUGAUGGGUUGGUGAUUAAAAUGCUACUUAAAAAUGUGUAAGUUGGUUGGAUAGUGAAAAAUCACCAGACAAGGUAAAAUGGGAGAUUCCGGGGAUAUAGUGAAGCAAGAGAAGAAAGUGGUAUUUGUAACUGUAGGAAUUACAUUGUUUGAUGAUCUAGUGAGAACAGUGGAUACUAAGGAAGUCAAACAAGAGUUAUUAAGAAAAGGGUAUACCGACCUUGUUAUUCAAAUGGGUCGAGGAUCCUACACUCCUACUAAGUGUGAUGGAGAACAUGGAUCUCUGGCUGUUGAUUACUCCACUUUUUCUCCAAGCAUUGCAGACCAUCUGAGAUCAGCAUCUCCUGUCAUCAGCCAUGCAGGGUCUGGGAGCAUUUAUGAAACUCUGCAGCUUGGUAAACCUCUAAUUGUAGUGGUAAAUGAAGAUUUGAUGGACAAUAAUCAAAGUGAACUUGCAGAAGAACUAGCAGAGAGGAAGCAUUUUUAUUGUGCUCAUCCUCAAACGCUUCAUCAGACAAUAUCUGAUAUGAAUGUGGAGUCCCUCCUUCCGUACCCAUCAGGUGAUGCCACACUGGUUGCCAAGCUUAUGAACACGUUUCUUGGUUUCCCAGAUGAUUGAUGAAACUGUAAAAUCUUGUAAAUGAAGUGGAUAACUGUAGCUAUGCACCCGCCAAUAGAAUCAUUGCCAGGCUAUUGAGUUGCCUGUUUUGGCUAGGCAUAAAGCAUUGUCGAAGGACAUGUCUAGCUUUCCUACAAAAAUGGGAAUCCGGUUGGUUUUGCUUACAAGUUAAUGUACUAAUAUUUACUUUCAUGUCACAUUGUGUAACAGUUUUGUUUAAUGGAAUGGCAAACAUGUGGAAAUUUAUACGGCUA
Messenger RNA from Populus euphratica (Euphrates poplar), 1399 nucleotides. Its product is annotated as UDP-N-acetylglucosamine transferase subunit ALG13 homolog. Gene Ontology annotation, cellular component: UDP-N-acetylglucosamine transferase complex. Gene Ontology annotation, molecular function: hexosyltransferase activity. The transcript has 4 exons. Gene Ontology annotation, biological process: dolichol-linked oligosaccharide biosynthetic process. The record is from RefSeq and is a predicted model, not a curated record. Bases 606 to 1145 code for a protein of 179 amino acids. NCBI's taxonomy places the organism in Eukaryota, Viridiplantae, Streptophyta, Magnoliopsida, Malpighiales, Salicaceae.